UAGCAGAAUUUACAUUUAACCUUCUUCUCUUGCUGCUUCUGUAGCGUAUCCUUUCAUGCAGAAAAGCUGGUUCCAUAAUGCGAGAAGGAAGAGACAGAGUUGUGAAUCUCUCAAUUGACAAGACAGGCAGGAUUCUUGCUUGCCAUGGAACUGAUUCUGUACUAGAAGUGUUUCAUAUCCUUUCCAAAGAGGAAAUUCAGAAGAAAAUGGAUAAGAAGAUGAAGAAAGCUAGAAAGAAAGCAAAGCUAAAUUCUGGCAAAGAGGGAGAGGAAGACAUUGAAAUCAAUGUUGAAAUGACUCUGAAAGAUGAAAUCCAAAGGGUGGCUAAUAUUAAAACUUCUGCCAAAAUCAAGUGAGUAAAAAUAAAUUAUCUGAAAUUAAAGAAAUGGUAACCUACAAAGUAAUAUU
Microcebus murinus (gray mouse lemur) is the source of this 408-nucleotide messenger RNA. Lineage: Eukaryota; Metazoa; Chordata; Mammalia; Primates; Cheirogaleidae. The record is from RefSeq and is a predicted model, not a curated record.